GACGUGCCUAGCAUGGAACAAAUCCACAUACACUGAUAUCCAAAGAAAACAAACCCUUCACCUCCGUCCAUAAAAGAGAAAGCGCCACAAUAAACUCAUCGCCUUCCAGUUCCACCAACCGUAGAAACAAUGUCAGAUCUGGGUCCCCCUCACCCAAUUUUCCCCGCCCUGACCUCCUCCACGGUCCUCGCCUUUCAGUUUUCAUCCUGGUAUCCUAUUUUUGCGAAAUCGAGCAUCAAAUCGACCAUUAUCCGACCACUCAGCGAUGUUUUCCGGGUGUAUCUCGAUACGGACGGAAUAUAUAUCCCAGAAGGCUCUGAGAACGCGUGAGGCGGACCUUUCUUCUCUUGUAUGUUCGUUUGUGAUAAAUGUGCUGAUGCUACCGAAUAAUAGGUGCCCAAAGAGCUCGCUUGUGGAUGACAGUGAGGACGGAGAUGAGGAUGAGGGUGAUGUACCGCGGUUUGCAUUUCCAGAAAUCGACCUGCGUAUCAGACAAGCAAUCCAAGAGUACGGAGGCGU
This is a messenger RNA of Serpula lacrymans var. lacrymans S7.9, 519 nucleotides long. RefSeq lists its product as uncharacterized. Lineage: Eukaryota; Fungi; Basidiomycota; Agaricomycetes; Boletales; Serpulaceae. The transcript has a single exon. The record is from RefSeq and is a predicted model, not a curated record. Bases 130 to 330 code for a protein of 66 amino acids.